Molecule: messenger RNA, 435 nt
Organism: Thelazia callipaeda (thelaziosis nematode)
Lineage: Eukaryota; Metazoa; Nematoda; Chromadorea; Rhabditida; Thelaziidae
Source: the annotation of a GenBank genome assembly
UAUAUUCUAAUGGACAUUUUAUUCGAUGAGCAAGGAGGUGUUUUAAUGGAAACACCAAUCUAUUUUGCUCUUUGCAACAAAAUAUCUAUGCUUUUUGGCGAUUAUGGAAUAGCAGCUGCAAGACUUUCUCUUAAAGUUAAAGUUUUUGAUCCAGGGACUGCAACAACUAUUGUAAGAAUUUCAAAAGACUUCCUGGAAUGUCUGCUGAGUGCAUUGCCAUUUGUUAACAAAGUGGAUAAAACACAUGUUGUGCUUAAAGUUCUGUUUGUUGGUUCAUCAAUUCGGUCUUGUCAACGAGCAUUACUGAGAAUAAAUCGAAAGAAGUUGUAUUCUAGUUAUUUGUCCGCACAAACUGAUGGAGAAAGAAAGGAAAUACUGGACAGUAUACGAAGCGUUACAGGAGACGUUAAAUUUGAGAAUAAGAGAGGGGAUUAA